AUGCCGUGCAAUCGGCAAAUAUUAAUAAAACACCAGCCAAAUCUGAUUUUUGUAGUUAGUUACUUUUUGCUCAAGGUUCUAGCCCUUGGAAAGUACACGUUCAGUCACCAGUGGCAGGUGGAUUGGGUGGCAUCCUUGGGCCUUGAAGAGCUCUACCUCGAUGACUGUCAUAUUCUUUAUCAAGCUCAAUGCCCCAUUCCUAUAGAUGAAAGUACCGAAGUAAUUGGGAAGGAUGACAAGGGCGAUGAUAUCGUCAUAUCCAAUGAGGGAUAUAUCAGAAGGGACGUUGAGAGUGCACAGGACCCCACCUUCAAAAAACUUCAAUUUCCCCUUCGGUGGCACACCAUCUUUUCCCACUGGCGUACAUCCAUGCUUUCUUUGAAAGUAUUUAAGAUGGGCCGUGGCGUUUGGAAAGGAGCGCCGAAGGAGACUUUCAAUGCAGCGGCCGAGGGAAUCACAUUGAAACCGGAUGGCGACUACAAAGCCGGCUUUGAUGCCGCCGUAUUAAGUCACGCCUUGGAGCACAACGUGUUCCGAUACUUCGACUGUCCAGCCCCAGGUUCCAGUGGGGAGAAAUACCGACAUGGCACCGGCAUUUCCGAAGUGAAUCGCCUAGAAUACUUUUACUGCUAUAAAAUGGCCGGCGAGUGGGUAGGAUGGGAGGAUUGGAUUGAUUGGAGAAUUCUGUUUGCGGAGGUUAGAGAGUGGUCGUUGGAUGGUGAUCAUGGGGCCAGGGAUGAGGCCGCGCUCAGUCUUUUGAUGUCCACGAUGGAAGGGAGGCGAAGCUCUCACGUCGUGACAUGAGCAUCGCAAACGGUGCUAG
This is a messenger RNA of Ilyonectria robusta, 823 nucleotides long. RefSeq lists its product as uncharacterized. Bases 1 to 804 code for a protein of 267 amino acids. Lineage: Eukaryota; Fungi; Ascomycota; Sordariomycetes; Hypocreales; Nectriaceae. The record is from RefSeq and is a predicted model, not a curated record. The transcript has 2 exons.